This is a messenger RNA of Candidozyma haemuli, 2199 nucleotides long. RefSeq lists its product as uncharacterized. The coding region runs from base 1 to 2199 and encodes 732 amino acids. Gene Ontology annotation, biological process: fatty acid beta-oxidation using acyl-CoA oxidase; protein import into mitochondrial matrix; lipid homeostasis. The record is from RefSeq and is a predicted model, not a curated record. Gene Ontology annotation, molecular function: FAD binding; fatty acid binding; acyl-CoA oxidase activity. NCBI's taxonomy places the organism in Eukaryota, Fungi, Ascomycota, Pichiomycetes, Serinales, Metschnikowiaceae. Gene Ontology annotation, cellular component: mitochondrial outer membrane translocase complex; peroxisome. The transcript has 2 exons.
AUGUCGUCCAGAAACCCACCUUCUACGUCGUCGUACGAGCAAAUCAAGGAGUCUCCUUUUUUCAAGAUCGGUCUCCACGCCGCUGCCUUUGCUGCCGGUGUCUGGUUCAUCCAGUCUCCAUUGAUGGACGUCUUGGCUUUGCUCGCUGCUGAGAGAGCCCAGGGCCAGUUUGACCCUAACAAGAUGCAUGUCUUCUUGGAGGAGACUGCUGAAAAGUCCCGUUUGUUCAAGAGACUUGUCCAGUCUUUCGACAGAGAUGCUACCUUGACCACUGGCGGUAAGUACUACGACUUGACCAAGGAGCAGCAGAGAGAAAACACUGCUACCAGAAUCGCCCGUAUGGCUCAGUACAUUGAGAUUGAGGACGAGCAAACCUGGGCCACCAGAAUGUCCCUUUUGUCUGUUCUCGACCCCCAGACCGGUACCCGUAUCGGUGUCAACUUGGGUUUGUUCUUAGGCUGUAUCCGUGGUAACGGUACUUUUGAACAGUUGGAAUACUGGGCCAAGAAAAAGGAGACUGGCCAGUUGAAGGGCUUGUACGGUUGUUUCGGUAUGACCGAAUUGGCUCACGGUUCCAACGUUGCUGGUGUUGAGACCACCGCUACUUUCGACAAGAACACCGAUGAGUUCAUCAUCAACACCCCUCACAUUGGUGCUACCAAGUGGUGGAUUGGUGGUGCUGCCCACUCUGCUACUCACUGUUCUGUCUACGCCAGAUUGAUUGUUGACGGUAAGGACUACGGUGUCAAGACCUUCGUUGUCCCAUUGAGAGACUCCAACCACAACGUUAUGCCAGGUGUUACCGUUGGUGACAUUGGUGCCAAGAUGGGCAGAGACGGUAUUGACAAUGGCUGGAUCCAGUUCUCUUCUGUCAGAGUCCCAAGAUUCUUCAUGUUGCAGAAGUUCUGUAAGGUCAGCCGUGAAGGUAAGGUUGACUUGCCUCCAUUGGAGCAGUUGGCUUACUCUGCUUUGCUCGGUGGUAGAGUUUCCAUGGUCAUGGACUCUUUCAGAUGGACUGCCCGUUUCGCCACCAUUGCUCUCAGAUUCGCUAUCGGUAGAAGACAAUUCAAGUCUGCCUCGCAGGGCGACGGCACCGAGACUCAGUUGCUUAACUACCCAUUGCACCAGAGAAGAUUGAUUCCUUUCUUGGCCCAGGCUUACGUUUUCAGUGCCGGUUCUUGGAAGUUGGAGCACACCAUCAAGCACACCUUGGACACCUUGGACGCUGCUGUUGCCGCCAACGACAUGGGCAAGAUUAUGAAGUCUGUCAACGAGAUGAAAUCUUUGUUUAUCGACUCUGCUGCCUUGAAGUCUACUUCCACCUGGUUGUGUGCUGACGCUAUUGACCAGUGCAGACAGGCCUGUGGUGGUCUUGGUUACUCUUCUUACAACGGUUUCGGUAAGGGUUACUCUGACUGGGUCGUCCAGUGUACCUGGGAAGGUGACAACUCUAUCUUGGCCAUGUCCGUUGGUAAGCCAUUGAUCAGAUCCGCCGUUGAGGUUUUGGAGUCUGGUAAGAAGCAGAAGGGUGCCGUUGCUUUCUUGAACGAUGCCAAGCAGUGGGCUAACGAGAAGCUCGUGUUCAACAGCGCCGAGGAGUUGCUCCAGCCACAGAACACCUUGAAGGCUAUUCAGGUCUUGAUGACCAGAGUUGCCCUCAACGGUGCUGACGUGUUGAAGGAGAACAACGGUAACUUCGACGCUGUCGGAGCUCCAUCUUUGGUUCUUUCUAAGUUGCACGCUCACUACUACCACUUGCACGAAUUCUACAGAAGAAUCGAAGGUAACGAGCACAAGGAAUUGAACUCUCACUUGACCUUGUUGGGCCAGUUGCAUGCUGCCAGCUUUGUCAUUGAGAAGUUCGGUGGUGACUUCUUGGGUAACAACAUUGUCCCACCAGCUGUGCUCAAUGAGGUUGUCAACAAGAAGAUCCCAGAGUUGUGUAAGCAGAUCAGACCAAACGUGGUUGCUUUCACCGACUCCUUCAUGUACUCUGACACCUUCAUCAACGCUCCAAUUGCUCGUUACGAUGGUAACAUCUACGAGAACUACUUUGACACUGUCAAGAAGAGCAACCCACCAGAGAACACCAAGGCCCCAUACAGUGCUGCUUUCGAGGCUGCUUUGGGCAGAGGUUCCGUUGAAGAGAGAGAGAGAGGCGACAAGAGUGCUGCAGCUGCCUCUGUCUUGUCCAAAUAA